AAACAACAAUGACAAAUCCAACUUUCACCCAAUUCUACGAAUCAUGGUACUCACAAUUCAACAACUUAAUCCACCAACUCACAAUUUCAUCAUCUCAAACCGAAAACUCCGAAGAACUUAUCCUAAAAGUUAUGUCUCACUAUGAAGACUAUUACAAUGCUAAAUCAAUGGCUGCUGAGAAAGAUCCAUUACACGUGUUAUCAUCUCCUUGGGCUACUUCACUUGAACGUUCACUUCAUUGGAUUGCUGGUUGGAGACCCACCACAGCUUUUCAUCUUAUAUAUACUGAAUCUUCUCUUCUUUUUGAGUCUCACAUUGUUGAUAUUCUUCGUGGGUUUACCACUGGUGAUCUUGGUGAUCUUUCUCCUAAUCAGUUUCGUCGUGUUAGUGACUUGCAAUGUGAUACUGUGAAAGAAGAGAAUUCUAUAACGGAGGAGCUAUCAGAGUGGCAGGACAAUGCGAGCGAUAUGAUGGGUCCAGAGUCUGAUAUCAACAACAUGAUCGAACGGCUGGUAAGCAUUAUUAAGAAAGCGGAUGAUCUACGAUUGAGAACAUUGCGAAGCGUGGUGGAAUUCUUGUCACCGCAGCAGGCUAUCGAGUUCUUGAUUGCUUCAGCUGAGUUGACAGUUGGGAUACGCGGUUGGGGAUUGAAUCAUGAUCGUUCGCGUCCUAGGAUAUGAUGAAUUUUGUUUUAAGGCAAAAAAAUUAUCUUAAUUGUGGA
Molecule: messenger RNA, 721 nt
Organism: Trifolium pratense (red clover)
Lineage: Eukaryota; Viridiplantae; Streptophyta; Magnoliopsida; Fabales; Fabaceae
Product: protein DOG1-like 4
Exons: 2
Coding region: 9-680 (223 amino acids)
Biological process (GO): DNA-templated transcription
Molecular function (GO): sequence-specific DNA binding
Source: RefSeq, a predicted model, not a curated record